This is a messenger RNA of Capsicum annuum, 765 nucleotides long. Its product is annotated as lycopene epsilon cyclase, chloroplastic-like. The coding region runs from base 112 to 765 and encodes 217 amino acids. The transcript is spliced from 5 exons. The record is from RefSeq and is a predicted model, not a curated record. NCBI's taxonomy places the organism in Eukaryota, Viridiplantae, Streptophyta, Magnoliopsida, Solanales, Solanaceae.
UGGGAUUACACUAUGUAUGUUGCUGCUAUUGUUAUUUUUUUUUAUAAAUUGUUUGCUUUUUUCAUCAUACUAUCUCAGCUGUAGUUACGACAAAUAUCAGCGGGAUAAAUUAUGCUAGAUUUAGUGGUUAUUAGUCAUGGUCCUAUUGGCUUUGCUCUUGCCACUGAGUUGGCUAAACUGGGGUUUAAUGUGGGGCUCGUUGGGCCUGAUCUUUCUUUCACAAAUAACUAUGGCGUCUGGGAGGACGAGUUCAAAGAACUUUGGCUUCAAGCCUGCAUUGAACAUUUUUGGAAGGAUACCAUUGUAUAUCUUGAUGAUGCUGAUCCUAUUCUUAUCGGUCAUGCCCAUGGAAGAGUUAGUCUCUAUUUGCUGCAUGAAGAGUUACUCAAAAAGUGUGUGGAGGUAGAUAUUUUAUAUCUUAACUUGAAAGCGGAUAGUAUUGUUGAGGCUAUAAAUAUCUAUAGUCUUGUAGAGUGCGAGGGUAACGUUGUGAUUUCCUGCAGGUUUGUAACUGUUGUGUCUGGAGCAGCCUCGGGGAAAUUUUUACAGUAUGAGUUGGGAGGUCCCAGAAUUUCUAUUCAAAUAGCUUACAGAGUGGAAGUUGAGGUCGAUAACUAUCCAUAUGACUUGAGCCUUAUGGUUUUCAUGGAUUAUAAAGACUAUGUCAGACACAGCGCUCAAUCUUUAGAAGCUAAAUAUCCAACAUUUCUCUAUGCCAUGCCCAUGACUCCAACACGAGUCUUUUUUAAAGAUUUUCUUUUUUGA